AGAGAGAGAGGGAAGUUACAGUGGUCUGUUAGUGUUCUCUACCAUUCCCUCCCUGACCUGAGGAACUGAGAGAAGACGGAGAGAGAGAGAGAGAGAGAGAGAGAGAGAGAGAGCAGAGCUGGAGAUGGCUCUUGGCUCCACUCAGUAGCAGACACCAAGCAGGCCUGAGGAUAUUAGUGGAUACUUGACUCCUUCCCUGUUUUAUUUCUUGGAUUACUCGGUGUGGCGACUAAUUGCUUAAACCUGGGGACAGCACAACAGCAGGUAGAAGAUGCGCUCGAAAAGCAGCGGGGUAGAGAACACGGCCAAUGGGGUCCUUGGGCUUCCACAGGACGACCAUGACAUCGGACCAGAACAGGAAGUGGGUUUGCCUGUGAAGAGCCUGAAGGUCAAAGUUCAGCAGAACGACAGCGGGGAGGAUAAGGUGGAGGUCGAGGUGAUCACUGACAAAGAGAAGCUACUGUUUGAUUCCUCUGAGGCCGGUGAGAAGUCAAGGGACAUCAUGGAUCUGUCCAAAGAGGGCCUGCUGAAACUGCUGGGGAUCAUGGAAGGGGAAGUUCAGGCCAGAGAGGAUGUAAUCGGCAUGCUGAAGUCCAAACAGACUGUGCCCGAGGCCCUGGAAUCACGGUACGGCUCUGCGGUCCCCAACUCGGCCCUGCAGGCCCUGCAGAGAGACGGCUUCAUCGCCGGCACUGAGCCGCACAACCACAGCGUCCACCAACAGCCUUUGGCUGAGCUGGAUCGUCUGCAGGAGAAGCACAGGGACACGUACGGGCGGAUGCUGGGCCAGUUGCUGCUCGCCGAAAAGUGCCACCGUCGCACCGUUCAGGAGCUGGUCACGGAGAAACGCAAGCACGUCGACUACAUGAACAAGAGCGACGACUUCACCAACCUCCUGGAGCAGGAGAGAGAGAGACUGAAGAGGUUGCUUGACAACGAAAAAGCCUACCAGGUUAAAAAGGAGAAGGAGCACUCUAAACGUCUGGCCAAGGUGCGAGAGGAGCUUGUCAAGCUGAAGUCCUUUGCCCUGAUGUUGGUCAAUGAGCGCCAGCAGCAACUGGAGCAAAUGGACCAACAGACCCAGCGGGUGCAGGAACUAAGCCAACAGCUGCAACAGCGGGAGCAGGCACUGAGUGAAGCCAGGGAGCAUGCUCAGGAGGAGGGCAACAGGGUGCUGAGUCUGGAGGUUGAGCUUAAAGAGAAAUCUGCCAAGCUCACCCAACAACACGAGGAGAUGAGUGCCAAGCUGACCAGUCAGGAGCUCCACAACCGUCAACUCAAUGCCAAACUUUUGGGGCUUACGCAUAAAGUGGAGGAGCUAGAGGAGAGCAACAGGGCCUUGAGAAAAUCUGAGGAGGAGCUGCACGAGCUCAGGGAGAAGAUUGGCAAAGGGGAUUGUGGCAACUCCAACUUGAUUGCUGAGUUGGAGAACUUGCGGAAGCAGGUGCUGGAAAUGGAGGGAAAGGAUGAGGAGAUUACCAAGACUGAAAACCAGUGUAAGGAGCUAAGAAAGGGGCUGCAAGAGGAGGACAGUAAAGGUAAAGACCUCAGGCUAGAAGUGGAGAAGCUCCAGAAAAGAAUGAUGGAGUUAGAGAAACUUGAGGGUGCAUUCGGCAUCAGCAAGUCUGAGUGUGCACAGUUACACGCUGCUUUAGAAACAGAAAAGAGUCUGUCUAAAGAGCUCUCAGAUGAAGUCGUAGCUCUCAGGAUCCGUAUGAAAGAGCUUGAAUCUUCUGAACUCAAGUUAGAAAAAUCAGAGCUGAGUCUUAAGGACGACUUGAGUAAGCUAAAGUCCUUGACAGUUGCUUUGAUGGAAGAACGCAAGACCCUAAUGGACAGAAUGAAGUCAGAUGAGAAGAAAAAGGAGGAUUUGAGUACAAUGGUCAAGGUUGAACAGGGCAAAGUUAUGGAGGUGACUGAGAAACUGAUAGAAGAAAGCAAAAAGCUCCUGAAGUUAAAAUCAGAAAUGGAAACCAAACUAGAAACUCUAACCAUAGAAAAGGGGGAGCUAAGCAAUACGCUUGUUUAUGAAAUAGAUAAAACUAAGGAUCUGAAUUCUAAAGUGAGCCAAAUGAAAAAGAGGUUAGAUGGGUUUGAGCAGGCAGAAAAGCUAAAUAAUUCAGUGAAAUGUGAACUGGGAAAAAUGCCUGACCCAGUAAGAAGAGAAGACAACAAAGUUAAGGAACUAACCUUUGAAAUUGAGCGUCUUAAAAAUCGUCUCAAACAACUUGAAGUGGUAGAAGGAGAUUUGAUCAAGACGGAGGAUCAGUACGACAUGUUGGAGAAAAAGUUCAUGACUGAGCAGGACAAGGCCAACAUUCUUUCCCAGCAGGUGGAGGAAAUGAGGAAUCAGAUAGCGCGGAACAAAGCAAUUGAGAAAGGAGAGGAGGAAAGCCAGGAAGAUGACCUCCAACAACGUUGCAAGAGAGAGGAGGUCAAAACCAGGGAACUGCAUUCUGAUGUAGUUGCCCUCAAAGAGAAGAUCCAUGAACUGAUGCACAAAGAAGACCAGCUUUCUCAGCUGCAGGUGGACUACUCCAUCCUGCAGCAGAGGUUCUUGGAAGAGGAAGAGAAAGCAAAGAACAUGGGCACUGAAGUUUUCCAUCUCACCAAAGAGCUGGAGAUAGCAAAGCGCCAUAGUCGAGCACUAAGGCCCAGCUUGAAUGGGAGAAGAAUGGUGGACGUUGCUGUGACAUCCACUGGAGUACAGACAGAAGCAUCAUCCAAUGGCCCACUGGAGGAGGAUACACCAGCUGUGUUUAUCAGGAAGUCUGUUCAAGAAGAGAAUCACAUCAUGAACAAUUUCAGACAGAAGUGCCUGAAGAAGCCAACGGAAAAAAACAUUGAGCGUUGUCCUUCAUCUGGCAGCGACCUAGGCAUGAAGAAAUCCUGGAUUCCCUGGAUGAGGAAAAAGGACAACACCACUCAAGAGACCAGCUUGGAAAAGCCACUACACAUAAAUGGAGAUCUUUUGCCCUCUGAACUGACCAUUAACCCAAAGCAAGGGCAGCAUUUACACAUCCGAGUAACACCAGACCAUCAAAACAACAUGGCCACUCUUGAGAUCAGCAGCCCUACAACUGAAGAUGUUUUUUCCAGCUCAGCUCCCCUCAGCCCCAACCCAUCUCAACCUAAAUCAAGAAUCACAAUCAUUCCCACCUACUCUGCGCCAAGCUCCAAGAGAAAGACCACCACUGGACCUCAGGGCCCUGACAGAGCCAAGUCUCCAGUCACCAUCACAACUAUAUCUAGAGCCAAGUCUCCUGAAAGCAACCGCCCUUCCUCCAAUGUUUCAGGUAGGCCAUUGUCUCCUGUCUCUAUUAUGACAGUCAGCACUGCUGUAGUGCCUGAUGCAUCCACCUCCCCAGAGCCCCAGGUCAUCUCGACCAUGGGCAGAGCUGUGUUCAAGGUUACCCCGGAGAAGCAGAUGGUCCCAGUGCCUAUACGGAAGGGCCAUAACAACACCAGCAUCAUCACCACGACUGAGGAUAACAAGAUCCAUAUUCAUCUAGGCAACAGCAUCUCCCCAAAGAUGGUCGUCAGGCCAGCGGCUUCUGCAACGGAAAGCAGGGAAAUGACCUUAUCAACUGGGACAGUUCUACGCUCCCCCCGCCAAAUCACCACCACUGCCACCAGAAGCACACAGAGCAAAGUCAUGAGCAGCAUCACAAUUUCCCCUGUUACAUCCACCACAUCCAGGACAACACAAAGCAUGACCGGGCACGAUGCCCAGCCACCUCGCACAGGGCUGACCCGCAUCCCAAUGUCCAAGAGCCUGAAGACAGGAAAGGCUGUGCUGGGAUCCCUGGGGAUGUCUGGUGGAGUGAAGCUGGAGUCACGGGCUGAGACUAUGAGGAUAGAAGUUAAGAAAUCCAGUGUGAACAGCAAUACUUUACAAAACGGAGGAAAAGCCUGACUGACAUGAUAAUAGCAUACAAACAAAAUACUUAAAUAUACACUAUCAAAAUAUAUGGUGCUCCAGCGGGAUUUAGACAACACUCACUUUGAUGUCUCCAUGCAACUCAGUAUUUUUUGUAAAUAAGUAAACCAUUUAUUUUUGUAAAGUCUUUUGUAAUUGUCGGUCUCUUAUCUAUUUCUGUCAUAUGGAUGGGUUCAUAUUCUUUGUAUUUACAGUGGGAAUUGUGAUGGGCAUUUUGGUUAAAUAUCAGACUGUGCUGCUACUAACAGCUUCUUGCUUUGAGUGGUUGAGUGAGUUUGAUGCUAUAUUUUAUAGGGACACAUUACAGGCCAGAAUACUCUUUUUCAUAUAAAUGAUGUUUAUUUUUUCUGUGAAAGAUGUGUACUUAAACUUUAAAUAAAUAUGAUGUCAAAGGGU
Messenger RNA from Scophthalmus maximus (turbot), 4336 nucleotides. RefSeq names its product filamin-A-interacting protein 1. The transcript is spliced from 6 exons. NCBI's taxonomy places the organism in Eukaryota, Metazoa, Chordata, Actinopteri, Pleuronectiformes, Scophthalmidae. The record is from RefSeq and is a predicted model, not a curated record. Bases 272 to 3916 code for a protein of 1214 amino acids.